GGAUGGUGUCACAAUUCGUGCCACAAAAGCGGCUCAAUAUUCGCACACAACAGUUUACAAAUACUCGGAAUCAAAGAUACAGAAGUAAGCUCAGUAUUUCCUGCAUUAUAUAGUAAGCAUGUGCCGAAUAGUAUUUUAAUAUUUUAUCAAGUAUCAAGCUUCAUACGGUCAUUUCCUGAUGGUUUGUUUUCUGCAUUUAUGCAACAUAUUCCCGGUGCCAGCGCUUGUCUUUGAGUGAUGUUUUGCAACAGGAGUUAAAAUCGUUAUCACCUUAGUGACGGUGUAAACAAAAAACAACACACACUCAGCAUUGACAUCAGCUUAUGGCGUUCGCUAGCGGCCAUAGGAUGUAGACGCAUGACGAAAGAACAGUCUACAUAUUCAGACAUGUUGAUGUGUCAUGUACUACUUAUCAUGCUGGUAUGGAAUGUCAGAGGUGACCCAAUAUGUCCAUGGGGCACAUAUGGAGACUCAUGUGACAGAAACUGUUCUGAACACUGUAGCGUAUUUCCUGGUCGGAACAUUGUUCACUGUGACAGGGCCAGUGGACGUUGUUCCGAAGGAUGUAUUCCAGGCUGGUAUGAUGCUACAUGCAAUAAAGAAUGCAGCAAGAACUGUAUCAACAACAUCUGCAAUCACGGAGAUGGAGCGUGCACAGCAGGAUGUAAAGACGGCAAAACAGGAACCUUCUGUGAAGAGGAACAACUUAACACAAAGGCGAAGGAGAGCACAGCAGACCUGUCCUGGAUGAGUAUCGCUGUUGCAGCUACAGUUCCUAUAAUCAUCAUCAUAAUGAUCUGUGCGGUGGUUGUAUAUUGGCACCAGAAAUAUUGGAAAAGACAAAGAUUUAUGGCAGUGAAAACAUGGAAUACCCAGGACCUCGAAGGGUUACUCAACACUCCAGUUCCUAACGAACCACUCCAUAAGGCCAGUGCUGAGGGGGAUCUGGACCGCGUGAAACAGAUCAUGAGUUGUGGUUUAAAAAAUGUCAACACCCGAGGGUUGUACGGAUUGACACCGCUGAUGUUGGCAGCACAGAACGGACACUAUGAUGUCUUUGAAUAUCUUCACACAGAAGGAGCUGAUAUGACAUUAACGGAUCGUGAUGGGGACCACAUUCUUAGCAUGGCCUGUGUGGGGGGCAAUAUAGACAUAGUGAAGUAUGUUGUCUUAAAGGAACCUUUCCUUAAUAUUAACAGAGGGAGAACAGAUGGACGAACGGCGUUGAUGUGGGCAGCACGACAUGGAAAUAAGACCAUGUUUGACUAUCUUCUGGAAAAAGGAGCUAACUGUUCAUCUGAGGAUAUCGAAGGCGAUAACGUCCUUCAUUAUGCCUGCUAUGGAGGACACAUUGGAAUCGUUAUGGAUGUCAUCGCCAAUACCACAAUUGAUAUCAACAGUAGUGACGUAUAUGGAAGGACAGCAAUGAUGGUGGCAGCUGAGCACGGCCAUAUAGAGGUAUUUGACUUUCUUGUUAGGAAAGGGUGUGACAUAUCACACAAAGAUAAGGAAGGUAGCAACAUACUCCAUGUAACAUGCCGUGGAGGACAUGUGAAGAUGGCUGAGCAUGUCCUCUCACGGGGAGAUUUUGACAUCAACUGCAAAGGGCAGUGUGGUCGCACACCACUGAUUUUGGCAGCAUUCUAUGGACACAGAGAUGUAUGCGACCUAAUUUAUGGAAAGGAAGCUGAUGUAUCACAAGUUGAUAACAAGGGAAACAACAUCCUACAUGUGGCUUGCAUGGGAGGACACCUUGGCAUGGUGCAGUAUAUCCUGUCGCAGGACAUAGCAGACAUCAACAGUCACGGACAAGAUGGGCGGACGCCACUGAUGUUGGCCACACAGUGGGAACAAAGAGCAGUGUUUAAAUUACUUAUGCAUGAAGGAGCUGAUCUAUCACAAGUGGAUAAAAAAGGAAACAACGUUCUUCAUCUGGCCAGUAAAAUAGGAAGUAUGGAGAUUGUCCAACAUGUUCUGAGAGAGAAUACUCUUGACAUCAACGCAGGAAACGGUCGUGGUGAAACAGCAGCCAUGAUUGCAAAGCGUGAAGAUCACAUGAAAUUGUAUGAGCUACUAGUGUCAAAAGGAGCUAAUGCAGUCACCAAUCCUCGCUUGCAAAAACAAAAACUGAGGUGUUAAACCUGUGCGAGGGUUGGGGUGUGAACUAACAGAGGAACGCGGAUAUGGUUAAGAUAUGCACAUAGAUCACGAUCGACAUGUGACGAUGUAUUCGGGUAGAUCACAUGUUUGAAGGUGAGGUGUUUUUAACUUAUGAUAUUAUUUAUUUUACUUUGUAGAUAUAUAAUUGUAGAUAAGGAGACUUAUUUUGGAAUGAACUGUCUCUUCCCGUUAAGCUAACGAAAUGGUGUAAAAUGGUGACUUUUGGUCUGAUGAUGUUUACAUUAAGAACUUUGGUAAGACAAACGAUAUCUCGUCAGAAACUCAAAAACGUUCAGUGUAGAACGAGUUCAGGUACGUUAAAGUGUACACACAACCUGAAAAUGGUGAUUAUACACAAAACGUUAAGUUGGAUGAAAAGCUGUCAGUACUUGCAAAUAAGGUUGGCAAUGUUUUAGUUUCAACAGUAGGCUGUAAGUGUUACUGUCCAAUGUCUAAGGAUAACGCGACAUUUCAUACCAACUUAUUUUACAUGUAUCAGUACUAUGUGGUCUGUGACGAUCUUAAAACAUUUCUCGAAAUAAAGUCCAGAUAGACACGUAUCAGCGUCA
Molecule: messenger RNA, 2729 nt
Organism: Haliotis rufescens (red abalone)
Lineage: Eukaryota; Metazoa; Mollusca; Gastropoda; Lepetellida; Haliotidae
Product: ankyrin repeat domain-containing protein 50-like
Exons: 8
Coding region: 358-2139 (593 amino acids)
Biological process (GO): RNA processing
Molecular function (GO): RNA binding; RNA nuclease activity; protein binding
Source: RefSeq, a predicted model, not a curated record